Molecule: messenger RNA, 657 nt
Organism: Micropterus dolomieu (smallmouth bass)
Lineage: Eukaryota; Metazoa; Chordata; Actinopteri; Centrarchiformes; Centrarchidae
Exons: 5
Coding region: 1-657 (218 amino acids)
Biological process (GO): response to bacterium
Source: RefSeq, a predicted model, not a curated record
AUGAUGAACUUUACCUUGGUAACAGCUUUACUCUGUACCUUCAGUUGGAUCUCUGUCUCAGUUUCUGAAUUUCACACUGUGGAGGUUCAGCCUGGUGAAGAAGUCACACUGAUGUGUUCCAACUUUAGCAGUUUUCCCUCCAACAUAAUCUGGUUCAAUCUGGACAACAGAUCCAAUGCCAGCUGCAUCUCCUCUAUGUUCAGCUCUGAUGCCAAUGCUUCGUUCUGUGAAGGAUUUCAAAACAGCAAAUUUAAUAUGACGUCCAACACCACGACCAUCUUUCUCAAGAUCAAACAAGUGGAUUUAUCUGACUCUGGACUGUAUUUCUGUGGAUUUUACUCAUAUGGAAACUCAGUAAUCAUCAAUGCAACUUAUUUAAAAGUUCAAGAAGCGUCUGAUGGAAUGACAAAGGUAACGAUUGUUGUCCUGUGUGCUGUGAUAAUUUUCGUGGUUAUAGUCGCCAUCGGUCUGGGUGUCAAAAUAAGGAAUCUCCACACAGCACAUAAAGAGGAAUGGAAUCAACAACACAGUGAGAAUCUGGGCUCUGAUGCCCUGAACUAUGCAGCACUGAGUUUCCGCCCAAAAGCAAUAAGCAGCAGAAGGCCUGAAUCAGAAAACCAGAUGGAGCCAAAUGUUGUAUAUGCUGCCACCAGAUAG